GAGAGAGAAAAAACCAAAUCGCGGAAGAGAUUGUCUCCAGCAGUUCGAGUUUGACAAGUUUUUUCCCGUUGUUAAAGAAGAGACUGGAAGAGGGAAAAAAAGAGGCGUAAAAGAAAAGACAGAUCAUUUAGACUCUUGAGUACCGGUGUGUUUCAUGAUCAAACAUGGAAGCAGCUAUCAAGACAGUGGUAACAGUCUUCUUGAAGUCAGCGAAAGGCAAGGAGAACCUCGGAGCAAAGGAAUUCCAAAGCCUAGUGAAGAACCAGCUGAAGAACAUAUUGACGGAUACAGAGAACUCUGAGGCCAUCAAAGAUAUGCGCCAAGGCCUUGAUGCCAACCAAGAUGGAAAAGUCAGCUUCCAGGAGUACAUGACGCUGGUCGGAUACAUGGCCCAGUCAGUCAGUCAGCAGCGUUGUGUCAAGGAAACCCAAGUGGCGAGUUCAGGUCCGGAAACGCAGGCAGAGGCCAGUGGAGCUUCGAAGGCUGAGCCUGAGCCUGAGAAAGUGGUAAAGCCUGUGAAAGAAGAAGAGCCAGCCAAAGAGCAAGAUGAGGCUGUGGAUGUUGAAUUGAUCGGGGAAGAUGAAAAUGAGGAAGAGGUGAUUGCAGUAGAGGAAUGCACGUAGGCUCUUGAGGCGGUUGAAGAAAACAUCUCGAGACCUUAUAUAAUCCUUGUUUUUAUUGCAAUGAUUUUUGUUCUUAUUUCUUAGCUAAAUUUGACCAACACUACAAUUUUGUACCACUAGAUAAAUGUGUAAACCACUCGAUACUAUUCAGAAGUCCUUUUUUUUCUAUUGUAUAAAACAUUGUUUUUUAAACCAGUUCUCAGACGGUCUCCAGCCCCUCCAGAUAAUUUACAUUUCCCUCUUCACCGGCUCACAAAAGACAGCGUUAGAGCAAAAAAUGUGGAUUGUCUGGGGGGUGCGUGAGGACAGUUUUGAGAAGUACUCGUCUAAAUAGACACAACUAACACAAUGUACAUGUAUUGUAUUUUAUCCAUUUUAAGAUUUGGAUUUGUAUUUGUAUUUACAUUAACACUACGUUACAACACGGAUGUUUCAAUGUGUUACACAGUACCUCUAACAAUAUGUUUACAAAUGAUGCUUUCAUUGGCAUGUUCAAUUAAAACGACCCUGGUUUCCUCCUGAGGUAACGGUACGCCCAUACUGUAUGUGACCUUGUUCACUUUGUGUUGCUUAGCAUGUAUGCUAACCCAGUUUCACAACAAUUGCUGACUAAUAUUCAGCCCUAUUUGUCACACCACUGCCAAAUCUGAAUGAAAACCCAUUUGCAUGACAAUAAACCAACAGUUUUCUUCGAGCA
Molecule: messenger RNA, 1320 nt
Organism: Silurus meridionalis
Lineage: Eukaryota; Metazoa; Chordata; Actinopteri; Siluriformes; Siluridae
Gene: s100u
Product: S100 calcium binding protein U
Exons: 3
Coding region: 165-623 (152 amino acids)
Cellular component (GO): perinuclear region of cytoplasm
Molecular function (GO): calcium ion binding
Source: RefSeq, a predicted model, not a curated record